CAGACAAAUACACGAAAGACGUCACAGUACCUACUACUUCAGAUGCAAGGGAUAAGCGACUAAUGAUCAUGGCUGCAUUUGAAGAUUUUUGUAGGAUUACACUCCUUUUUCUAGUCGUUAUUUCUGCAAGUGAUGCCUUCCGUCUUCGAGCUAGAUUUCCUCGACCGCAAGGGAAGGAUUUUGGACUUCACGCGAAGAGACAUUUGUGUCCGUUUUGCAUCUACGAGACUAAAACGUUUAGCCAGAAGGUAAAAGAUCUUCAGCUUUAUAACUGUUUUACAGUUGGUUAAAUUUCGGUACACAGGUCUUAAAAUUCAACCGUAAUUGGCCUCGUAAUAUUCUUGCCAAAUAUUGCAGAUCAUCGGCAUUUAUGAAAUUUAUCAUUCAUCACUUCGUAUGAUUCUUUAAUCGAAGGUCAAUUUGAUUUAGUUUUUUUUAUUUUUUAUUUGUAACAUCAAUCUGAUUUACCGUGAAUUUUCGUGAAUUCGAGGGCUAAUUUUCAGAUUAACACCUAAUGUCAAGAAAAGUUAUUGUUUGACAAGCAGGUCACGUUUAUAUCACGUCCCAUCUCUAAAGCAUGAAAACAAGCUGCCGUUCGAGACCGGACUCCAGAGAAGAGAAUUUUCCCCGUAUUUUCCCGAGUUUAAUUCGUCGUCUCCUAGCUUACCCAACUUUUGUCACGCUUUUCAAAAUUUGGAUUUGUCACGUAUAAGUGGUGCGUGACGUUCAAUGUCUUAAAAAUAACACAAUCAAAUCCUUGCCGGGCGCGAAGGAAACUUAGUGAUGAUCUUAACAUAGAAACAGUUUUACCUUUAUCAACAUCAACGAUUUCCCUUUUUUUUUAUUUUACAGCUGGAUCAUUUUGGCUUCAGUGACAAUCGCACUUUUCCACAGCGUUACCUUGUGGCCAGAAAGAACUGGGUAGAAGGAGGACCAAUUCUCUUUUAUACCGGAAAUGAAGGAGACAUCACCUGGUUUGCGAACAACACGGUGAGUAUUGGUUACUGACCUUCUUACAGUUUAAUGUUAAAAUCAUCAAAACCAUCAAUAUUACCAACUAAGUUGAUCUUAAAGAUUAGGCCUUGAACUCUUAAUCAGCGAGAAAAGGAUCAUGUUUGUAAACGUACCCCUAUUACCCAGGAAACGAGAAAGUCAGAUGUAGUACAAAAAUUAGACAAGCAUGCUAGCCACACAUUUUUCGCGAGCGCUUUCUGUCAAUAUGCGUGUAGAAGUGGACGAGAGGAAAUUGGGGCGAACAAAGGAUUAGUUGACGGCCUCUCCCCUUGAGCCCUCUUCUUUUUUAUCACUCUAAGUGGCUCCUUUCCAAUACUGAGAUUUUUACUGAGUCCGGAGCGCGAGUCACGCGUGUUCUGCUCGUUAGUCUGAAACUGAAAAAUUCGUUGUCUCCAUUCUUUGUAACGUAAACUUUAUGACAAAGUAACUGUUGUGAUCAUCAUCAAAGAAAGGCCGCAUUUAACCCUUCACACCCUAACAUCAGUAUACUUAUUUCUCUACACUUUUUUCCAUACAUUUGCUAUGGAACUGACAAAGAGAAUUUGUUUAAUAAUCAAGAGCGUCUUUAGUUGGUGAUCAUUUCCUUUAUUCUCAUGACCUCAAUGUUUGUUUUAGGGCGAUGCCGAUAGGAGAAAAUAGUUACUAAUUACUCUUAGGGGUUUAAGGGUUAAUCAUAACGUAAUUUGAAGGUUAUUGUUCAUGUGAGCUAAGAGUGCAACACUUGUCUUGUACCCAGGGAUUCAUGUGGGAUAUCGCAGGGGAAUUCAAAGCCAUGCUGGUUUUUGCAGAGCAUAGGUACUACGGCAAGUCGUUACCAUUUGGAAAGCUGUCUUACAAGGUGUGUUUAAUUAAGUGGCGAAAGUUAUGAAUGAUUUAAAUGGUCUGCCCUGCUGUGCCUUGUGAUUAGUCUAGAAAUCUUGCGCUUCCUCCUCAACCAAUCACAUGCAAACUAAAGGUAGCUUGAUAGCGUGCGCGCGCUUUCCCUUGCUUAAGGGUGUUAGAUGUGUUUAUGUUGGGUUUUUAUUGGCUACCCCUUCCCUUUGUUCUAACCAGUUCGUUAGGUUCCUUAAGGUCUUAUUCUACGUCACUCAAUCAACAAGGAGCGAUGUGUGUUGUUUUACGUUACUCAUUUUGAUGAUACAUAUGAGAGGAAGAAUUAUUUUUCCCCUUCGACUGUCGUUGACUGUGAGUUGGAACAGGCAAAUACGAGAGGGGUCUUUUGAUCUGCGAAUUUAUGAACACCUCGAGAGGAAGUUUUUUAGGGACUUAGUGCCUCCAAACUGUUCUUUUCGGUUGAGUCUAGCUCAUAGGUCCUACUAACAAUGAAUUGUUCUUAUUUAGGGACCGAAGUAUUUAGGAUAUUUAACUUCAGAGCAAGCUUUGGCUGACUUUGCAGUACUUAUUCAUCACAUAAAGGCAAGAUAAUAUGGGUUUGCCUAGUUGGUUAUUGAUAAAUAAUUCUCAUUUAAUUGCAAUGAUCUCUUAAACAUGUUAGGUGACUAAUAUUUUCUGAAACAUUUUAUGCAGAGAUGUACAAGCAGGAUUCUCUGGUAGAGUAAGGAAGGGAGGGGGGAAGGGGGGAGAAGGGAAAUUUUCAUUCAUGUCAUACUGAAAUUCGGGAGCAUGCCAAGUGAUUUAAUCAUAAUGUAUUAUCCAUUUUAUUACUAAGAGGAGAGGGUGGGGUCACAGAUACCGUAGAACCCCCUUCCCCAAAAGUUAUCCCCCUUAAUGGUUUGUCGAAUGAUGCUUCUGAAAUAGUUCCUAACGCUUUGGCAAAAGCAACUCCUCAAUAAAUCCUCGUGUUUUUUUUAGAACACAGUACCAGGAGCAAGUGAAAGCCCAGUGGUCGCUAUUGGUGGAUCGUACGGCGGUAAGAAGCAAUAACCAGCACGUGCAUUUUAAAACUUUGUACAUUUCUUAGUCGUCCUUUGCAAAACAACAACGUGAAAUCACCAAACCGCGGCGCGCCGUAAGAGACAGUCAACAAAUGCAGCCAUUUUCGAAAUUAUAACUGAAAAGAAAUUUAAUUUUUUUAAACGACGUCUCACUUGGCGUUGCCGUGUUAACUGCUUGAGGUCCCUAAUGACUAGUCCCUUAGUUUGCAGGCGAUGCUGUGAAAUAAAGUGCACGACAUAUUUACCUGACUUUCGUUAGAUAUAUAUAUAUUUUUCUUUUGUAGGGAUGCUGGCCGCUUGGUUUCGAAUGAAGUAUCCAAAUAUUGUUAUAGGGUAAGUAAAUGGGACUGAUACGAGCGGUGAGAGGAAUGAGACGAGAACUUGGUGCUGAGAGCAAGUCAUUCAGAUUGCUGAAAAACUGACUACUGACUAAAGUAGGUUGCCUUGAAUUUUUUUUUUAACUCUUAAUUUUUCCUAACCCAGGGCCCUCGCAGCUUCGGCGCCAAUUCUACAAUUUACUGGAUUGACCCCUUGUGAGGUGAGACAUCAUCUGAGAUUUCUCGAUACCGAAAAAUCCGCCAUUCCACUUAUAGGUUCAUCAAACUAUCCCGCCUCAUUGCUCAUUAGCUCCUGUCUUACCCUCUUCUAAGAAUUUUUUCAAAUCAUAUUUAACCUGGUCAGAACAAGUAGGAAAAGAAAAAUGAUUUCACCAAUUUGUCAGUCGUAGAAAACCUUGAUCGUCAUGUUCAAGUGUAAUGUGAUCAAAGCGUGGUCUUAUUUUACAUUUUCAGUCUCAUUAUCAGAUUUUUGUAUUUGAAAGCCCUCUGAAGAUAAGUGGUCUCCUUCCUCCACCUCACCACCAACCACCCCCCCUCCGAAUGUUAGCCCAUCUACUGAUUCUUGCGAAAUUGUUUAAGUCCUGAGCCUCCUUUUGUAAUAUUGGUGUUAAAAAAACAUUGCAUUACUUUUUGAAAUUGCUAACAACUCUCUCCUUCAAAUUUCUUCUGAUAUAUAUUUUUAGAAGUUUUAUCAAAUUGUCACGGAAGAUUUCCAACGUGACGGAGGAGAACCAUGUGUAAAUUUGGUAAAGAAGUCAUGGGAUGUCGUAAAAAAUUACGGCAAAACAGGUACAAGAAAUAUCUUUUUUUCAUUUUGGACCCAACUAAACCUAAUCAAGCAAAGGCUUUGUGAUCUGUUGAAUUUUUUGGGUGAACUUUGCAUCGCUCUAAAUACUUCAAUUUACGUUUUUCUUUCUUGUAGAUAGCGGGCGGAAAAAAUUAUCCAGUAUAUUUAAAUUGUGUUCUCCUCUGAAAACCAAAGAUAACGUCACUCAGUUGGAAUAUUGGUUGAGCGAGACCUGGGUCAACCUAGCAAUGGGUAAGUGUUAUGUUAUUCAUUGUUGUCCUCGCUAAACGAAUUACGGCCCAAAUAUUUCUUGCUGACUGCUGCAUUCAUUUACAGUGGAUUAUCCGUACCCUGCCAGUUUCUUGGAACCUCUUCCCGCUUGGCCAAUUAAGGUAUGGCGCAUGUGCAUAAUUUGUUUACGACAUAAGCCUUAGUCUCGAAGUGUUCAUCUUCCACGUUCUCGUACCCAGAGUCCUCGUUCCUGUUGAUCACCUCGGUGAGUGAAAAGGAGUGGCUCAUGGGACUAGAAUUAGUUUAAAGACGCAGAGCUGAGCGGAAGUCACGUGAAAGGAAGCGAGAUUUCUUAAUUUUCUUCUCUCUUAACAAGAGAUUGUUCAUCAAAAGGUGGGAAAUAUUUCAAGCAAUUGUAAUUACGGUUUUUUAAUCUUUUCUUAAGGAAACCUGUAAAUAUCUUCAAGACGAGUCAUUAGACGAUGACAAACUUCUGGGAGCCAUAUCCAAAGCUGUUGGAGUGUACUACAACAGCUCAGGCCAUGCUAAAUGCUUUAACACCUCACAGCAAGCUGUAUCCUUCCUGGGAGAUGAUGGUUGGUAUUUUCAGGUUAGUUGCUGCUUGGUGCGCAGUCUUGCGUAAUUGAAAAUCAAGCUUCGAAAGUAAUUAAGGACCAUAAUUCUUUAUCGCCUGAGGGAGUGGAAGGGGGGGGGGGGUUUGCAUAUUUUUCAGGGGAAUAGAGGGAGGAUCAGUCGUUACCAACAGUUUUUAAGGAGGACUAGAAUAUUGAAUAAACGAGUGGUAAAUUUGUCACUGCAUACAUUUUGCUUCUUUUCAUUGGAAUUACUAUUGGCGCCUUAAUAUAUUUAUAUUUUUUCUGAUAGGCCGUUCUGAUCACUUUGCUUCAGGUUUUCAAAAAAAAAAAGGAAGAUACCAAUUUGAAAUCAACACUGUUCAUUUAUUGAGAUUUGCGGCAAAAGUCGUUGGAUCAAUGUUAGUAUCUGAGAAACUGCGCACCCACCCCUUCCCUUACCCAACAUCAACCCUAACUUGUUCUCAGUUGACAGUUGUUGGGUUAGGGGAGGGUUGUGUGCCCACUCGCUAAGAUACUAACAUUGUUCAAUUGAGUAGUUUGUUGUACUCUUAAUUAAAGAGGUCAGAGGUAAUCUUUGGAUUAGACUGCAGAAUCCCUGGACUUACUCACUGUUUUGUCACUCGCUCCUGGCCUUUCGUGAUAUUGCUGCGCGCGUUCGUACCAACAGCAAAAAAUAAGGACUGUUCGUCAAAGUGUCCUCUAAGUUAAGUUGACUGGAUGAUUUAUGUUUCGAUUUAGGCUUGUACCGAGAUGGUCAUGCCUCUCUGUUCAGACGGCGUCAAUGAUAUGUUUACCAAGUCAGAGGCAAGUAUACAACACUCUUGCAUAACUGAAAAUAGAUAUACCUUAGAAUAACAUCUCAUUAUUCCAACAAAAUGGUAAACGCAGCAAGAUGGUCUAAGUGAAGUCUCAGGCGAACGCUUUGGUUCCCAGUGUUCCCUGUCCAUAGUCAAAGGAUGGAUUCAGGAACAUUCGAUAGGGGGAGACACGGUAGCCUUACGGCUAAUGCGGUUCCUGGUUCGACCUUGGCGUGUUCUGGCGUGUUCUCGAUUAGAAACUCCCCCAAGAGUGUAAAUAUGGGUACAAGUGAACCUGAUGAAAUACUUAGUGGGGAGAAGGGGGCGGGAGAGGGGGGGGGGGGGGGGGAAAGGCGAGCGAGGAUGGAGUGAGAGGGGGAUGAUUUGCAAUGGACUGGUUAGCAUUCCGUCGUGGGAAAUAGCAAUACCCCAACUUCCCGGUUACUACACGCUAGAGAGACAGACCAGCACAAACUUAAUCUCCUAAUGAAGACUUAACUACAUUCCAAUAAUUGUGAUUUGUUUCUUAUCCAUCAGUGGGAUUUCAGUGCUUACGCCAAAGAUUGCCAGAAGUCACGUGGCGUGACACCGUUGGAGUACUGGGCCGAGAUUCAGUAUGGUGGCAAGAAACUAAAAGCUCACAGUAAUAUAGUGUUCAGGUAAGUUAAUGAUUAUCUUUUUCUUGAUAUGAAUUUUCAUAUUCUCGUCUAAGAUAUUGAAUGGUGCAUAAAACAAGAUCUUUUCUAAACGGAUCGGAGCUAAUCUCCACUUAGUAGGAGCCACUCAGUCAUUACAAUGUUAACGUAUGCGCAGACGUUUCACCUCUGUGUUGACAACCCCACCGUUAAGGCGCAAAACUCGCAAAGAGGGAACUCUUUUCAGUUUAUUUCUGCUAACGACAGAUACCUAAGAACUAAUCACAUAACGAAUUUUUGUUUUCAUUUUGUUCCAUCAUAGUAACGGUGCCCUUGAUCCCUGGGCUGCAGGCGGGGUUACCCGCAACAUAAGCGACAGCCUCAUUGCUGUGCUGAUUGAAGAUGGCGCCCAUCACUUGGACUUGAGACAUAAAAAUCCGCUGGACCCUCCGUCAGUCGUGCAGGCGCGAAAUUUGGAGAAAUAUUACAUCAGCAAAUGGAUUGCCGAAGUCGAGAAAAAGAAAAAGGAUAAAGCCAAGCUUAGAAUUUCUAAUAAGGGAAAGUUUAGGAGUAUAUCAAUUCGAUGA
This is a messenger RNA of Pocillopora meandrina, 6880 nucleotides long. Lineage: Eukaryota; Metazoa; Cnidaria; Anthozoa; Scleractinia; Pocilloporidae. The record is from the annotation of a GenBank genome assembly.